Molecule: messenger RNA, 1868 nt
Organism: Brassica oleracea var. oleracea
Lineage: Eukaryota; Viridiplantae; Streptophyta; Magnoliopsida; Brassicales; Brassicaceae
Exons: 2
Coding region: 141-1868 (575 amino acids)
Molecular function (GO): DNA binding
Source: RefSeq, a predicted model, not a curated record
UGACUUCUGUUUUAAUAUAUAAGAGUUAGCUACCGUGGAUUUGUGGCAUACAAAAUUGCCGAGACUUGACGAAGACAAUGGAGAAAUUGGUGAUCGUAAGCAGUGAAAUGAGAUUUACACAUCAGUAGAAGACGACAGAGAUGAGAAAACAUGGCGGAAAUUGUUUUAAGGCAAUGGAAACAGAACAUGAGGAAAACUAUGAUGAAAUAGCUGAUACAAACCAUUCAAUCAGAGGAAAAAAAGAUAUUGCAUGGUCCUAUGUGACACAGUCAAAAGAUUCAAGAGGAAAACAGGUUUUGGAAUGUGAGUAUUGUCACAAAAAAAAAUUAGGAGGUGGCAUUAAUCGGAUGAAACACCAUCUUGCUGGUAUGAAAGGGGAUACGGAUGCGUGUACGAAGGUUCCGUCAGAUGUGCGAUAUAAGCUUCUGCAGUCACUGAAGGAAACUGAGAGCAAGAAGAGGAAAAAUAUUCAGUUAGAUGAUUCUAACUUAGAUGGUACUCCAGUUCAAGAUGUUGAAGAUGUUGAUGCUGAUGAUAUCAUAGUUGAUAGUGGCCCAAGUCAAAAGAGAAAACAAGGUGUUGACUUACACGCAUAUUUCAAAAGAGGUGUCCAUGAUCCCACUCCACCUACUAUAAAGGCAUGCAUGCAAAGUAAAGAGAGAAUUCAUGAUGUGAACAUGUCGGUUGCUUUGUGGUUCUAUGACGCUUGUAUUCCAAUGAAUGCUGUGAAUUCUCCAUUUUUCCAGCCUAUGAUAAAUAAGGUAGCAAAUAUGGGUCAUGGAUAUGCAGGUCCUACAUAUCAUGCUUUGCGUGUUGGAUUAUUGUGUGAUGCUAAGUUGCAAGUUUCUUUGAUCGUUGAUAAGUUCAGAAGUACGUGGGCUGCUACUGGAUGUACUCUUAUGGCAGAUGGAUGGAAAGACACUAGACACAGACCACUAGUCAAUUUUCUAGUUUAUUGUCCUAAAGGAAUUACAUUUCUCAAGUCAGUUGAUAUUUCAGAUAUCUGUGGAAGUGUUGAGAAUUUAUGCAACUUGUUUGCUGAUGUUGUUGGUAUGAUUGGUCCAGAGAAUGUGGUUCAUCUAGUGACUGAUAGUGCGCCAAACUACAAAGCUGCAGGAAGGCUUCUUUCAGAAAAGUUUCCCACCAUUGCUUGGUCUCCAUGUGCAGCUCAUUGCAUCAAUCUGAUUUUAGAAGAUGUGGGAAAACUUCCAAUGGUUCAUGAUUUAAAGAAGCGUAUGUCUAAGGUAACCAUUUUUGUUUACAACCACAAGUGGCCUUUAAGUUUUUUAAGGAAAAGACCUGGCUGGAGAGAGAUCAUCCGUCCUGGAGAAACUCGUUUUGCUACCAGUUUCAUUGCUCUACAAAGCCUUUAUCAGCAUAAAGAUGAUCUACAAGCUUUGGUUACAAGUACAGAUCCAGAGUUCAAGAAGCUUUUAAAAGCUUCUAAAACAAGGGAAGUGAAAUCGAUAGUCUUGGAUGAGAGAGCAUGGAACAAUUGCUUGAUAAUUGUCAAGAUUAUGACUCCUAUCAUUCGUUUGUUGCGUAUAUGUGAUGCUGAUGAGAAGCCAUCUCUGCCCUAUGUAUAUGAAGGGAUGUAUCGAGCAAGACUAGGUAUUAAGAAGAUGUUCGAUAAGAAGCCUCUAUACCAGCCUUAUACAGACAUCAUUGAUAAAAGAUGGGAUCGUAUGUUGCGGCGUCAUCUUCAUGCUGCUGCGUAUUAUUUGAACCCAAGUUUCAUAUAUAGUGAAGAUACAUUUUCUGACAAGCCUGAGAUUAUGGGUGGGUUAAUGAGCAUAUUUGAAAAGGAAACAGAGCUUAGUAAAACAAAGCUUGUUCAGGAGCUUAGGCCAUGCGCAUCAGAGGUUUAA